AUUUACUUCUAUUUUCUCAGGUAUCUGUGGAUACCAGAUUGUUUUAUCCCCUUUUCUCUGUUUUUUUUUCUCUCUCUUGAUUUCCUUUUUCCCCCUGUUGGAUGUAUCACCUCUGUCACUUGGCAAUUUCUUUCAGAAAGCGACAGAAUGGGUGUCCUGACAAAGAACUGGGACCUCGUCUUUUUAACACUGGCUGCAUAUUUGGUGCUUUGUGACGCUCAGCCUCAGCCUGGUCACUGUGUAAUGUAUGAUGAAUGUGGUCUAAACCCUGAUGUAGAAAAGCCCCUGCUUCCUCCAUACAUACCCUGCAAAAGUUAUCAGCCAGCAACCUUAACAUCAGGCCAACACUACCAGCUACUGAAGGAGGUCUGUCCUAUGUUAGACCAAGGUGUAAAUAAUUCAUUUGCCUGCUGCACCCCUACUCAGUUGCGUGCUCUGCGAAACAGCCUGACCCUUUCCAAAGCUGUGCUGCUCCGAUGCCCAGCCUGUACUUACAAUUUUGCCCAGAUACACUGUAUAACCACCUGCAGUCCUAACCAGAGCCAGGUAGUCAACAUCACCAGAACUGUGAACGUCACGAUUGGUGGAGUGGAAAAAGAUGGUGUGGUUGCAUACCAGGCUUAUGUUUCGACCAACUUCUCCGAUGCGUCUUUCAGGUCCUGCCAGAAUGUACGGAUUCCAGCUACAGGUGGAUAUGCUAUUGGUACCAUGUGUGGCCAAUAUGGUUAUAAGCAGUGCACACCACAGCGCUGGUUAGAUUUCCAGGGUGACUCUAGCAAUGGUCUGGCUCCACUCGAUAUUGAUUUUAGACUUAUUCUACCUAACGAGACCUCUGAGGUACCAGAGGGAAUGGUUCCAUAUGCAGGUGUAGCGAUAGGCUGUAACGAAACAACACCCAUUGGGGAAAAAGAAUGCUCAUGCCAGGACUGUCUGGAUGCAUGCCCUGUAGUGCCUCCACCUGAACUAAGACCUGUGGCGUCUUCCAGCUUCAUGAUCGCAGGCAUGAACGGUGUCCUUUUCAUCUGUCUCAUUGUCUUUAUAUUUUUGUCUCUCCUGUUCCUUGCUUUCCUUGUGGCAAAGUUUGUCUUCCAAACGCGAAAGAGUAAGUUGUCGAAAAGGGGCAAGGACAAUAAUGAAAAUGAAGUGGACUUUAACAAAACAGUGGAUCCCAAAGAUAUCACAUGCUCUGAUCGAGCAAGUCUGGCUGCACAAGAAAUUCUGGGUUCGUUUUUUCAGAGGUGGGGAACGACAAUGGCUAGGUACCCCAAGACGGUGAUCGUUGUAUGUCUGGUUGCAGUGGUGGCGUUUUCAACUGGGCUGAUGCAUAUAGAACUGACUACUGAUCCUGUUCAACUUUGGUCAGCUCCUAAUAGCCGUGCAAGGCGUGAGAAGGACUUUCAUGAUGAGCAUUUUUCUCCCUUUUUUCGUACCAACCAGCUGAUUCUGACAGCUCCAGGCAGAGAAGGUUAUGUGUAUGACUCUUUGCUAUUUGGCAAAACAAACAUCAGCGGCCUCAUCUCUAAAGACCUCAUUUUUCAACUACUGGAGCUUCAAGAAAGAAUCCAGGCAAUCAAUUUCUGGUCGGAAGACCUUCAACGAAAUACCAGCCUUAAGGAUGUGUGCUAUGCUCCACUUAAUCCAGUAAACCCUGCUCUUUCUGACUGCGCUGUUAACGGUCUUCCUCAGUACUUCCAAAACAGCAUUGAUAAUCUGAACGCAAAGGCCAACAUGACCGAGUUAGGCGUGACUAAAGAGGUCGACUGGAGAGAUCAUUUAAUCUACUGCCUCAACUCUCCAUUGUCUUUUAAAGACAUCACUGCACUUGGCAUGAGUUGUAUGGCUGACUAUGGAGGACCUGUUUUUCCCUUCUUGGCUGUAGGCGGAUAUGAAAAUGAUGACUACACAGAUGCUGAAGCCUUCAUUCUCACAUUUUCUUUGAAUAACUAUCCACGGGAUGACCCAAAGUUCAAUGUGGUGCAAGAAUGGGAAUCAAAGUUCUUGGAGAUAGUACAGGAAUACCAGAGAAAUCCAAGCACCAACUUUACUUUUGCCUACAUGGCUGAGCGAUCUUUGGAAGAUGAAAUAAACAGAACAACAAUUGAGGACAUCCCCAUCUUUAUGAUCAGUUAUGCAGUCAUCUUUUUGUAUAUUGCCGUGGCUCUGGGAGAAUACUCAUCCUUCAAACGUAUUCUGGUGGACUCAAAGUUCCUUGUCGGCUUUGGGGGCAUAUUGGUAGUAGGCUGUUCAGUUCUAUCCUCCAUGGGUUUCUAUGCUUGGAUAGGAAUCCCAUCCUCUCUAGUCAUUCUGCAGGUGGUCCCCUUUCUAGUCCUGGCUGUAGGAGCUGACAACAUCUUUAUCUUUGUUCUGGAGUACCAGCGAGAUGUCCGCCGUCCAGGAGAGCAGCGAGAGGAGCACAUCGGUCGAGUCCUUGGAAAUGUCGCUCCCAGCAUGCUUCUUUGUAGCAUGUCUGAAUCUGUUUGCUUCUUCUUGGGUGCUUUGAGUACAAUGCCUGCUGUGAAGUCUUUUGCGCUCUAUGCUGCCUUCGCCGUCCUAAUGGACUUUGUGCUGCAGAUGAGUGCAUUUGUGGCACUGCUGUCUUUAGACACUCGGCGACAAGAUUCAAAUCGCUGCGAAAUAGCUUGCUGUGUCACUGUUAAGCAACCACGAUCUUCCAAACCCAAUGAGGGCAUCCUCCUUCCCUUAAUGCAGAAAUAUUAUGCCCCGGCACUGCUCCACCCGGUUUCCAGGAUAGUAGUGAUCGUGGUGUUCCUCUGCUUCUUCUGUGCCUCCAUCUACCUGAUGUUCAAUGUGAAGGUGGGCUUGGAUCAGGAGCUGGCCAUGCCAUCAGACUCCUACAUGUUGACAUACUUUGCAUACCUGUACAAGUACUUUGAGGUUGGUGUUCCUGUAUAUUUUGUCACAACAAAAGGCUAUAACUUCUCGAGUGAUAGUGGCAUGAACGCAGUGUGUUCCAGUGUUGGCUGCAACCAGUUCUCCCUCACCCAAAAGAUCCAGUAUGCCACAUCAUUUCCUAACAUAUCAUACUUGGCUAUCCCAGCAUCUUCCUGGGUGGAUGAUUUCAUUGACUGGCUAAAUCCCCAAUCCAGGUGCUGUCGUACUUACCUCCUCGGAAGUAACAAAGGGAAAUUCUGUCCUGCUUAUGAGAACCUCUUUAUAUGUAAGAAGUGUAUGCAAGAAGCAGAUGACGGUGUCUUGCGUCCAUCUGUAACGGAGUUUAACGAGUUUCUCCCAAGCUUUCUCGGCAACCGGCCAGACUUACUGUGUCCCAAAGGUGGUUUGGGGGCUUAUGAUACAUCUGUGGUCAUGGACAAUGUGACUGGAGAGAUAUUAGCAUCUCGGUUCAUGGCGUAUCACACUCCUCUCACUAACUCACAGGAGUUUACAAAUGCUCUGGUCACGGCGAGAGAGAUCGCUCACAAUAUCACCAUGACUAUGAGAAGUGUGCCAGGCACGGCAGAAGACUUCGAGGUUUUCCCCUAUACUGUCACGUAUGUGUACUACGAGCAGUACAUUGGCAUUGUGUAUGAAGGCCUGGUGAACCUCUCGCUCUGUUUGAUACCCACCUUUGUGGUGUGCUGCAUCCUGCUCGGCAUGGACCUGCGCUCAGGUCUCCUCAACCUUCUCACCAUACUAAUGAUCACUGUGGAUACAGUGGGUGUCAUGACACUGUGGGGCAUUGACUACAACGCUGUGUCGUUAAUCAACCUUGUCACGGCUGUGGGGAUAUCAGUGGAGUUUGUGUCUCAUUUAACACGCUCCUUCGCCCUGAGCACUAUGUCCAAUAAGGUGGAGAGGGCCAAAGAUGCUACAGCUAAGAUGGGUAGUGCGGUGUUUGCUGGCGUUGCUAUGACCAACCUGCCUGGAAUCGUCGUGCUGGCAUUCGCUAAAGCUCAGCUCAUCCAGAUCUUCUUCUUCCGUCUUAAUCUGGUCAUCACGCUGCUGGGAAUGGCACACGGUCUCAUCUUCCUGCCUGUGCUGCUCAGCUUUUUUGGCCCGUCUGUAAACAAGGCUUUGCUGCUACAGCUUCAAAGAAAAAAAGACCUAGAGAUGGAGCAGCGCAACAAAGCAGUUUACAAAAAUGAUGGCUUUGAUACGAACGAGAAUCAUGCUGGAUCAGAGCCCAACAAUGCCACAAAGGUGCCCAAAAUUUAUGAAGAAGUGAAGCUAGACCCAGAGAUGACACCAGAACCAAGCAAGGAGGACACCAAAAAUAUCCAGAGCAAUGUUUGUCUUUAGUUCUGUGACAACCCUCCUAUUCUGCUGCUCUUCCUCCUGAUUGGAGAUCGUUGGCAGAGAAUGAAAAGGAUGGUUUAUUAACAAUAGGACUCAACAAUAGUCAGUAUACACACUAGUGCAAUAUAAGGGUCAGAAGAACUGCUUUAUAGGGAUAAAGCUAAAGUUUUUCACCUCGGCAAUACAGUUGUGUGUUUUACCUGCUCUAACACCUGCUCUAACACAGUUUGCAAAAAUGGAAUUGGGCAUGGCGAUGAAAUAUUGCUUGAUUAUACAAGUUAAAUUUGGCUUGUGGUUAAUGCCACGUAAAAAUGGAUGAUACUUGUUGAUAAUGGUAUCACGUCCAGUCUUUCACUAAUUACAGUACAAAUAACAACUAUUUGACGGGAGCUGCCUGUUUGUUAGAACCUAAGAAACCUCAUUUAGUCAUUUAGACACAAUCACAAAAGUGCCUAUAGACCUUAAAAGAUUGACAAGUUUAUAUUGAUAGUUUAUAAAGCUAAGGAUACAGGAUACUUGACUUGAUAAAUGUAGAUAUAGUUAGUUAGAUAAUUCAUGUUUAGUUUAGGUUGUAGUUUAAUGCAUUUAACAGAUGGAAACAUCAAUGCACUAUCAAUGCUAACAAAGCUAUUAUUUAAACAUACAAAGAAACUGAUUAAUUACUAAUUAGUAACUAGCUAAAUGUUUUGCUAGCAAUGCUAGUGGUUCUAUAUCUUUCCAGCUAAGCACUGGGACAUAGAUAGCAUCAACUUUAAAAAAUUUUAUUUUAUUUUACAUAGUCUUACACCUGGUAAAAUCUUACAGCCAAUUUUUGUCAAAGUUACAGAUAUGGCUAACAUUAUCCUUCACUCCAUCUGCGCUGCUCAGAACCAUGCUAGUCAUUUGCUAGCAAGUUAAUAAACUUUUAAAGUGCAUUCAGCUGCUGCAGGACAUUACAUGAACAAUUCAAUUUGGAAUUCAUGUCGAAGCUUAUAGUGUUACUGUAUAUAUACUGUACCACAUGCCCCACAGGGAGGUAAUUAAUCUAAAAAAAAAAUAAAAAAAAAUGCUAUCUUCUAAGGUAGUCUCCUCUAUGAAUUAACUGUAAAGAUCAAAUGUUGCAUGUAAAAAAAAAAAUAGGAUAAAUUGAAUAUCUAGGCAUUAUUUGCAUAACUUCCUUCGCCUAAUUCUGCUUUGUAAAAAAACUUAUUUGUUAGAGCAGGACAAACUGCAAACAAAAUGUGUCACCUCUAAGAGCCUUAAAAUAGGCUUCAUAACAGUCGCUAUGUAAAGCUGUUAAUAGGGUGUUAGCAUUUCCUUGAAUGCUUAAGAGAGAUUUUUUUUAUUUUUUACACAUAUUUUCUUUUUUGUUGGUUGUACUGUACUUUAUUUAAUUCCAUUACAUUUGCAUAUAAUGUCUUUUUGUUGAAACACUACUGCUGCCAUACUGUACACUCCAGUAAAAUUUGACUGUGUCAUAAAAUAAAAUAUGCGCUGUUGGGGUGAGGAAUGCA
Clarias gariepinus (North African catfish) is the source of this 5747-nucleotide messenger RNA. It is a transcript of the gene npc1l1, whose product is annotated as NPC1-like 1. Gene Ontology annotation, cellular component: membrane. The coding region runs from base 148 to 4257 and encodes 1369 amino acids. Gene Ontology annotation, molecular function: lipid carrier activity. Lineage: Eukaryota; Metazoa; Chordata; Actinopteri; Siluriformes; Clariidae. The transcript has 19 exons. The record is from RefSeq and is a predicted model, not a curated record.